CAAACUUAGCAGCAGCAGCGGCAGCAGCGAGCACACGUGCAUUGCCAUCGAUCUCCUCGCCGGCGAGGCGGCGACGUGUCGUGGCUGAUCGGAUCGUGCAGAUGGCGGGCUCGACGGCGGCGAUGAAGUUCACGGUGAGGAGGAAGCCGGCGGAGCUGGUGGCACCGGCGAGGCCGACGCCGAGGGAGCUGAAGAAGCUGUCGGACAUCGACGACCAGGACGGGCUGCGGUUCCACAUCCCGGUGAUACAGUUCUACCGGCGCAGCGCCGCCAUGGGCGGGCGCGACCCGGCGGUGGUCGUCCGCGCCGCCGUCGCCAGGGCGCUCGUGCACUACUACCCGUUCGCCGGGAGGCUUCGGGAGCUCGAGGGGCGCAAGCUCGCCGUCGAGUGCACCGGCGAGGGCGUGCUGUUCGUCGAGGCGGACGCUGACGUGAGGCUCGACCACUUCGGCGACGCGCUGCAGCCGCCGUUCCCGUGCCUGGAGGAGCUCGUGUUCGACGUCCCCGGCUCGUCGGCGGUGCUCGGGUCGCCGCUGCUGCUCUUCCAGGUGACGCGGCUGGCGUGCGGCGGGUUCAUCCUGGCCGUGAGGCUGCACCACACGAUGGCGGACGCGCAGGGGCUCGUGCAGUUCCUCGGCGCGGUGGCCGAGCUGGCCCGCGGCGCGGCGGCGCCGUCGGUGCGGCCGGUGUGGGGCCGGGAGCUGCUCGAGGCGCGGAGCCCGCCGCGCCCCGGGUUCGCGCACCGGGAGUACGACGAGGUGCCGGACACGAAGGGCACCAUCAUCCCGCUCGACGACAUGGCGCACCGCUCCUUCUUCUUCGGGCCCCGCGAGGUCGCCGCUGUGAGGUCACACCUCGCGCCGGGCAUCCGGAAGCGCGCCACCACGUUCGAGGUGCUCACCGGCUGCCUGUGGAAGUGCCGCACGGUGGCACUGGCCCCCGACGCCGACGAGGUGAUGCGGAUGAUCUGCAUCGUCAACGCGCGCGGCGGCAAGAGCGGCGCCGGCAUCCCCGAGGGCUACUACGGCAACGCGUUCGCGUUCCCGGUCGCCGUCGCCACCGCCGGCGACCUGUGCGCCAACCCCGUCAGCUACGCCGUCGAGCUGGUGAAGGCGGCCAAGGGCGAGGUGAACGUGGAGUACAUGCGCUCGGUGGCCGACCUCAUGGUGCAGCGCGGCCGGCCGCACUUCACCGUGGUGCGCGCCUACCUCGUCUCCGACGUGACCAAGGCCGGCUUCGGCGACCUCGACUUCGGGUGGGGGAAGCCCGCGUACGGCGGCCCGGCGAAGGGCGGCGUCGGCGCCAUCCCCGGCGUGGCCAGCUUCCUCAUCCCGUUCAAGAACGCCAAGGGGGAGGACGGCAUCGUCGUGCCCAUGUGCCUGCCUGGUCCCGCCAUGGACAAGUUCGUGGAGGAGAUGGACAAGCUGACGCGCCCCGCCGUCGACGUCGCAACCACCGCCCCCGCGCCGCGGCAGCACCCCGACAUGUUCGCCAUGAUCAAGUCUGCGCUCUGAAUCAGCUGCGCGCACUACGAUCGGCAGAAUUCACUCUCUGAGCAUGUGUGGUGUUUGUGACGAGUUCUGUUCAUUUUGUACCCCAUGGCUUGUGCAACCAACAGCGUAAAAAUAUGUACUAGUACCUAAAUAAUCCGAAAAUAUUGUAAUGUAUAAUACUACGUACUAGUUAUUUUUCUUGGUUACACCAAAAAAGCUUAUGCAGCGCCCCCCCCCCCCUCAUUCCAUGUUAUAAAAUAGAGUUUUUUUACCAUUCUUAAAAAAUAAUUUAAUAUACCAUAUUUUUCAAUGUAAAAUUUAGUACCCUGAUAUAUGAUAUACCUUAGAGCAAUACUAAUAAU
This is a messenger RNA of Oryza brachyantha (malo sina), 1855 nucleotides long. Its product is annotated as benzyl alcohol O-benzoyltransferase. The record is from RefSeq and is a predicted model, not a curated record. The transcript has a single exon. NCBI's taxonomy places the organism in Eukaryota, Viridiplantae, Streptophyta, Magnoliopsida, Poales, Poaceae. The coding region runs from base 102 to 1514 and encodes 470 amino acids.